AAUUUUUCUUAUUUUAUUAUUGAAUAAUAAUCAGAUAUGUCGCGUUAUUCUAAGACCCAUAUGACGGAUGAAGAAAUUCGACAAUAUUUCGAAGAGUCGCAAUUGGUAACUGAUACUUCCGACAAUGAAUGCGAUUUUGAUAGUGACGAUUCUGAUAUGGAUCCAACCUACUCACUACCGGAAAAUGAUACGAUCAUUGAUGCAAUGCUAAACUCCUCAGAAAUGAUGCGAAACGCAAUCGAAUGCAGUUUGAAUGUGACAGACUUUGAAGAAAAUGCUGAAAUAAUUGAGCUGCCACCGAUUCCUCCAUUGCCUGUUUGUGACGUUACUUCUAGUGUAUUCUUACCGUCGACAGUGACACGUUCUGUGCACAAAGCAUUAGAAUCGCAAGAAAAAAUCGGAGUCCUACCAGCUGCAAGUGAUUUGAGAAACGAUAUGAGUGCGAUAAGAUCGAUUCUUUGGAAGAAGAAAAAACUUCAGCUGAGUGUUGCAGAUUUGGCUUUUCAAGGCCAGGACAUGCCGGAUUUUUUAAAAUGUUUAAAAACACCUUACGACUGCUUUGCAUAUUUUGUGACCGAAGACUUUCUGAAGGCAAUAGCCUUACAGAUGAACUUGUAUGCCAAGCAAAAAGAUAUAUCUUCAAAGUUUUGUAUCGAUCACCAAGAGCUGCUCGCUCAUAUUGGGGACAAUACGGAUUAG
Bactrocera tryoni is the source of this 699-nucleotide messenger RNA. RefSeq lists its product as uncharacterized. Lineage: Eukaryota; Metazoa; Arthropoda; Insecta; Diptera; Tephritidae. Bases 37 to 699 code for a protein of 220 amino acids. The record is from RefSeq and is a predicted model, not a curated record. The transcript is spliced from 3 exons.